Ilyonectria robusta is the source of this 1249-nucleotide messenger RNA. RefSeq names its product kinase-like domain-containing protein. NCBI's taxonomy places the organism in Eukaryota, Fungi, Ascomycota, Sordariomycetes, Hypocreales, Nectriaceae. Gene Ontology annotation, biological process: protein phosphorylation. The transcript has 3 exons. The record is from RefSeq and is a predicted model, not a curated record. Gene Ontology annotation, molecular function: ATP binding; protein kinase activity. Bases 90 to 1091 code for a protein of 333 amino acids.
AUUGCUCUUCGCCGCCUCACCAUCGACCCCUUUACGUUAGAAUUUUCCGCCCAAGAUUUACCCAACACCCUGCAGAAAGGCUUAUCUCGAUGGAUAAUAACCUACCGGAUCUUCUGCGGGAUUACGAAUUAGUGACGCAGUUCCACGGGCGCCAUACCAUCCACAGGUUUGAAGACCCUGAUGCGCCCCCAUCGUCCCCACAACGGUGGGAAUAUUGGGAAAAUGAGGGACGGAUUGGCCGGGGCGGCCAAGGGGAAGUGUUCUUACAAAAAUGUACCAGUGGCAGUCGAAGUUACACCCAGCGCGCAGUGAAGAAGAUCCCACUUCCGUAUGACGGUGGAAGACGACGGUACAUUCGAGAGAUCGAAACCAUCAUUAAAUUCUCGCAUGACAGGUACUCGAGGUACUUCGCGAAGACGCUGGGAUGGUACAAAUCAAGCGACUCGUUGUGGAUCGCCAUGGAGUAUUUCCCUACGGGGGAUUUGAAUACAUAUCUUGGCGAACGCAAACGUCCGCCUUUGUCUGAAGAUGACUGCUGCCAGGUCACUAGUCAAGUCUUGCAGGGCUUGGCUGUCAUGCACGGAGCAGGUUUUGCUCACCGUGACAUAAAGCCUCAUAAUGUUUUGAUUCAACAGUGUCCAACAUCUGUACCGCACGGUCCUUGGUGGGUCAAACUUGCAGAUUUCGGACUCAGCAAGAGGUUAGGAGCAGCUACUAGCGACAGCACUAUGGGGAUGGGCACCGAAGAAUACAAGGCACCCGAGCUGUUCGACUACGGCGUUCUAUCGGAUAUCAAUUACCAGGCGGCAGAUAUGUGGGCCUUGGGCGUCAUGACCUUCUUUCUAUUGACGAAACGCCCUCUAUUCCAGAGUCGACGGUCCAUUGUUCUAUAUAAUGGGCCUCCUGAAAGCCUCUUCCCCAGUGGUUCGGUAGAUGAUUGCCAGCUCAGCUUGGACGUACAGGCUUUCAUUGGUGCUUUAGUGAGGCCAAAACCGGAGGAAAGACUAGGCUCUGAGGCAGCUAAGCGCCUUGUAUGGGUUUAUCCUUGGAUGCCAAGGGUACCAACAAUUCCAGACGCAAACAGCGAGUAAGUCCAACAACCCAUAGAAUGCUUUGAGCCGAUGGCUUAACAUGCUAGACCCUCGAGCUCACCCUCCAGAAGUCCAGUCGACGAAGAGAGGGGGAUGGCAAACGUCGCUUUAGCGGAAUGGACUGACCCCACAAGUCCGGGACAGAACGGAGAGACGCA